AUGAGAUCUCGUAUUUUUGCUGAGAAAAGCAUUACAUACAGGGAGGCAGUGGAACUAGCUCUGGCGUUGGAGGCCGCGGAACGGCACGCGGAGUUGAGUGGGGCGACGGCCCCAGUCUCGGCUUCAGGGGCAAGCGUGGGUGAAGGCCUGCACAGCACCCGCGCGGGAUCCGCGGGCACGAGCGGUGGGGGCGAGCGCCGGACGAGCCGAUACCGCGGCGCAGGGGCAAAAGGGUCUAAUUCUGCAGCUUCGUCGAUAUCCCUUCAAUGCUGGCGGUGUGGUAAGGCACACCGGCCGGAUAGGCGCCGUUACGUUAAUUAUAACUGUGAUGAGUGCAACCAGCGAGGUCAUUUGAAAGUGAUGUGUCGUGAAGUGCAAGCUAAUCGUUCGGAUAGGCAAAAUUAUGUAAGUGGAUAUGCUGAGGACGAAGAUCUGUUUAACAUCGAACUGGCGUCUAAAGUGGAUGCGCAUUCAAAGUGGAUCGAAGUGCUACCCAUGGCUCGCACGGACGCACAGUCGACGAUCACGGCCUUGAUGUCGGUAUUUGGUAGGUUCGGCUUGCCUUCACAGCUGGUUACGGAUUACGGACCCCCAUUCCUUUCGAUGGAAUUUAAAAAGUAUUGUAUGAAUAACUGUAUUAGACAUGUCACGUCUGCCCCUUAUAGACCGCAGGCUAAUGGUGCGGCCGAAAAUGCUGUAAAAACUGUAAAGAAGGCAAUCAAAAGGGCAGUACAUACAGGUGAAAACGUUUUGCAAGCCAUACAUAAAUUUUUAUUUUACUAUCGUAACUGUGAACAUGCUUCAACGGGUGUGUCCCCGGCAGUGCUGCUGACUGGACGUCGUAUGCGAAUGCGAUUAGAUGCGUUACGACCGGACGUCGCGCAGGUGGCGCGAAAAGCGCAGCAGCGCCAGAUAGCGAAAGCAGGGGGCACGCCCCAACCCUCGAUUCUUUUAGGAGAACCUGUACUCGCUCGGGAUUAUUCCGUGGGUAAAAAUAAGUGGUCCACCGGUACAGUAACUGAGCAAACUGGCCCAGUAUCUUAUCGAGUUAACAUGGAUGUUCUAGUACAGUUAGAUAGUGUGAUUGAUUUGUUUAACUUUACUUAA
This is a messenger RNA of Arctia plantaginis, 1107 nucleotides long. Lineage: Eukaryota; Metazoa; Arthropoda; Insecta; Lepidoptera; Erebidae. The record is from the annotation of a GenBank genome assembly.